This is a messenger RNA of Trichomonas vaginalis G3, 357 nucleotides long. RefSeq names its product transcription factor IIA, alpha-helical domain-containing protein. The record is from RefSeq and is a predicted model, not a curated record. Gene Ontology annotation, cellular component: transcription factor TFIIA complex. Gene Ontology annotation, biological process: transcription initiation at RNA polymerase II promoter. The transcript has a single exon. Lineage: Eukaryota; Parabasalia; Trichomonadida; Trichomonadidae. The coding region runs from base 1 to 357 and encodes 118 amino acids.
AUGGAAACUCAAAUGGAGCCAGAUUCCUACAAGGGCGUUACCCAUAUAUUCAAUUAUUAUAUGGGUACUCCAAUAGGUCAAGCUCUUAUCAAAGUUUUAGACGAAAUGAAGCAGGCUAGAGUUCUUGAUGAUGAUACAGAAUAUUUGAUCAAACGUGAGUUCAAGAGAAGUAUAACUCAAGCAAUGGAAGAAUAUCAAGAAGGAAAGGAAUGUCAUAUUGAAGGAAAUCCAGUAGAUUUUAAAUUUAUUUACAACGUCUUUAAUAUCAAACUUCAGCCAGCAUGUGUUACUGUUGACGGUUACCAGACGAUUAAUAUUCCACUCCUCGAAGUUACUGCCAUGAGACAUGAUAACUAA